Messenger RNA from Lentinula edodes (shiitake mushroom), 987 nucleotides. RefSeq lists its product as uncharacterized. Lineage: Eukaryota; Fungi; Basidiomycota; Agaricomycetes; Agaricales; Omphalotaceae. The coding region runs from base 1 to 987 and encodes 328 amino acids. The record is from RefSeq and is a predicted model, not a curated record. The transcript has 2 exons.
AUGAAUCUUAAGCGUAUUGCCGAGGAGACCAUCGAAGCUGUUGAAAGCGGCUCCUUUCAACUCGGCGGGACCAUCUACGACUUGAAGGUUGCAGUCAACGAAAUGAGGUCGUCAACCGAGUUUUGGAGUCCAGAUUCAAAGAGACUCGCGAGUUGGGCGGCGACGAGGGUGGUCAGACCUGACAUUCGUCGAAACUUAGAUAUCUCGCUUCAGGAAAUCUCUUCGUUGGAAGGGUCGAGAUUUCUCGCCGCUCAGAUAUCGGCGCAGUACUCCGCUACAACAGCAUCAUCCUAUUUUUCUUCUUCUGCUGCGACUCCCACAGCCACCCCCACAGCCACCCCCAAAAUCGGUCUGCUCAACUUCGCAUCUGCCACUAAACCCGGCGGUGGAUUUUUGAGUGGAGCCUCAGCACAAGAAGAAAGUAUCGCGCGGUCUUCCACCUUGUACUAUUCUCUGACAACUCGGAACGCAGACGAGUUCUAUAAACUUCACAAACGGAUGAAGCACAAUGGGAAAUGGAACGGACUUGGUCAUACUCGGGACGCUGGAUUCUACACGCACGCAAUGAUAUAUUCUCCUUCAGUGCUGCUUUUCCGCGACGAUACGGGUUCAUGGCUGAAGCCUCUUCCUGUGGACGUCCUGACCAGCGCCGCGGUCAACGCUGGUGACAUCCGUACUAAACAUCACAUAAAGAACGCGACCAAGUCAGAGAAACGCGCACUUGAAGUUAGAAUCGAGAAGGAGAUGAAGGAGCGUAUGGCUCGGAUUCUGCACAUCUUUGCUCUCAAAGGUGUGCGAAACUUGGUCCUAGGAAGUUUCGGAACCGGUGUGUUCAAAAACAACGUUGAGGUUGUUGCUAGGUUAUGGAAGGAGCUCUUGAUCGAGACAGGUGCACCGUUCGAGAAAUCAUUUGAUAGAGUGGUAUUUGCGGUCCUGGGAAAGGAAACGUACGAGACUUUUGAAGACGUUCUCCAAUUAGAUUCAUGA